This is a messenger RNA of Parathielavia appendiculata, 754 nucleotides long. The record is from the annotation of a RefSeq genome assembly. Lineage: Eukaryota; Fungi; Ascomycota; Sordariomycetes; Sordariales; Chaetomiaceae.
GUAGGCCGGACUCUGGGCUCCUCCAUGCCAAGGCGAUCGGGGCCAGACCAGACUUGACUCGUUUGUUGCAGCUCACACUUUCCAGAUUUGGAUUUCAGAGCCUGGAUAGGGAAUGCGGUAAUGCUCGCGCAAACCCGCUGCUCCUGAAUCCAAAAAUGCCCGACCCUUCAGUGGAUUCAAUUCUCCAUGCUCACGGUAUUGCCCGAAAGAAUCGCCGCAGGCCCUUGGAUUUCCUCUACCUGCACCUGCCUCAGGACUUAAACAGCAGCUUCACCGAGGGAUACGCGCACAGCGACCCCUGGCUCUCAAUUGGAGGAGACCUGGACCCUGACGAUGUCAACAGGGUGAGCCUGAUUGAGACAGCUGCGGGCCUCUGGCGGAGAGAGGUUCUCUUCACGCGUCUCACUCUCCGCUGGUAUGGCCCUGGGCCGUUCAGCCCCGGACGUUCCAUUUCGGCAGUCGACUACCUGAAGUGCGAUGUGCAGUUCAAUGUCGACAACGUUUUAGUGUUGACAAGCCUUUCCGACACGAAAGGGGAGCCAAUCCUCGCUCCGCCGGAAAACCUCAGCAUCCAAUACCGCAUGCAGUUCGUCUACUCGCCGACCAUGUUAAUUCAGGGGCGACUUCUUCAGCUGGGGAACCAGAUGAAGAAGAGGAUGUCCACAACCCUGGCCCAUCAUAUGAGCUUUGGAUCAGGCGGUCAUGAACCAAGAAUUUGAGUGUGCUUCUCCUGUCCAUCGGUACUGACUGGGUC